This is a messenger RNA of Prorocentrum cordatum, 1940 nucleotides long. NCBI's taxonomy places the organism in Eukaryota, Dinophyceae, Prorocentrales, Prorocentraceae. The record is from the annotation of a GenBank genome assembly.
AUGGGCGGGCUUCAGAUAUCCUGGGGGCAGGUUUGCGCCUGCGAUGGGACGUCCGAUGAGUGUUUGUAUGCUUCGGUGUCCCCCACAGCUUGCCGGCAUAUCGGUCCGUGUGAGAAUCGCGUCACCAAGAAGGGCGACUGGUGCGGGCCGUGUCGCGGGAAGCGGCAUGGCGGGUUACGUGAGGGAGCAUUCGGUGCGGCCCCUGGGGAGCGCGGGGAUCCCGUCGAGCGCGUUCUCAGUGGGACCGACGCGUUCGAGUCCUUGCCCCCGGGUCUCCGUGAAGAUCGAGAAGUCGUGAUGCGAGUGGUCUCUCAUCGCGGGGCUGCGCUGGCUUCCGUGGGGACGCAGUUCCAGAAUGACGUCGGCGUCGUGCGAGAGGCACUCCGGAAUGAUGGGUUUGCGUGGGCUCACGUCCCGCAGGGGCUUCGGGAGGACGAGAGCGUUCUCCAGGAGCUGCUCGGCCACAUGGAGGAGACCGGGGGCGACCAUCUGCCCGACGAAUGGGAGGUGCUUCCAGCGAACGCGAGGGUGCGCGUGCGCGACGUUGCAGCGGUCGCGAAGGCCGUCUCGAACCAGCACGAGCGCGAUCGGAAUCGCAUGAACGCGUUGCGGCACUUGUGUCCCGAGGGUAGUCUCAGGGAGGGACUCAGGAAUGCUACCGGAAAGCGGUUUGCGAUUCCGUCUGCGUCUGAGUGCAAGUCCUUGGUUGCCCUCGCCAAGAAGUAUAAACUCAAAGAGGAGUUCGUGCAUCUCAAGUGCGUGUGGUUGGUGCACGUUGCUGCGGUCAUGUCAAGGUCCUCUCCGCAGGGCUUCGAUGAUUCCGACCGGGCGGCGGCCUCGUGCGAGGCUGGAGAUCUGUUGUUGGAAUCGUUAUGCCAGCCGUGCCUGCGGCCAUCGUUCGAGCGCGGCAUCUCGAACGGUCGCAUCACGGCCUUGGGAACGUUUGGGAGGAGACGUGGCCAGUUCGCCGCGGGGUCCGUGUCUCCGGUUCCGGAUGUUGCAACGGACACCCUGGCCACGCGCGUGCUCCGUGUGUGUCGCGGUGAGUCCUUCCGAUCGUCGGAUGUUUUCGCGACUUGGGUGUUCUACGACUUGGUCUUCCGGUUCUGUGCGGACAUUGAUGGGUUUGAGGCGCUCCUGGAGGUCACUGGUGGCCUGCUGAAGGACGUCCCAGAGUGGAUUCGACGCGCCCGCAUUGUGAUCAGCGAGUGUCCGCACGCCGAGUAUUUCUGGGGGUCCGCGAACGAUGGCCGGCGGAGUUUCCCUCUGCAGAUCGUGCGUCGCCGCCUCGAUGAGCUCCAUUGGAAGCCAAUUUGGGCAGGUUCGUUGCCUUCCGACACGCCUGUGUCGCGCGUUUUGGCCUUUGUGGCCUUUCUGGGCGACUGGCACGUGGGGGCUUCGCGGAUUGCGGAGAGCGUGCUGGCGUUCAAAGCCAACAGGACGGAGUUGGCCUCGGCUGCUCAGGAGAUCGCUCUCGACUAUUGUCUUCCCGGCUUUUCCCACGCUGGAGACACGCGCAGGUUCGAGUACUACUGGCCGAAGUUUCCCUUUAGCGACCUGGUCUUGUACGCGCAGGAGUCCAUGCGCCUGUUUGCCCACGAUCGCAAGGGUCUUGGAGGUCGUCUGCAUUUGCCGCAAAGGAAUGUGGAGGCUCUGGCGGCCGUGACCUUCAAUGGGCGUGGCGGCCGUCUGCCUUUGCUUGCUUUCGACAUGGAGCCCUCGUGUGCAAUGUUCAAGAAGCUGCGCGAUCUUGACAAGGAUCUGUUGGUGUCUCGCGACCUGCCCAUCAGGGGGCUGUGGCAGCGGGGCGGCUGCGUGGACCCCGAGCAUCUGACGGCGUAUGAUCCGCAGGUGGUCAAUUGCAUGCUGUGGAAGCAUGACGUCUGCGUUCUGUCGCCACCGAAUCAGCGGUUCGUUGGCGUGUCGCUGCAGUUGGACAG